This is a messenger RNA of Zalophus californianus (California sea lion), 3855 nucleotides long. RefSeq names its product kelch like family member 40 (gene KLHL40). Gene Ontology annotation, molecular function: protein binding. Gene Ontology annotation, biological process: skeletal muscle fiber development; negative regulation of proteasomal ubiquitin-dependent protein catabolic process; negative regulation of protein ubiquitination. The transcript has 7 exons. The record is from RefSeq and is a predicted model, not a curated record. Gene Ontology annotation, cellular component: I band; A band. NCBI's taxonomy places the organism in Eukaryota, Metazoa, Chordata, Mammalia, Carnivora, Otariidae. Bases 1951 to 3825 code for a protein of 624 amino acids.
UGCGGAGUCAGAGCCUCCAGACACACCCUCAGAAUGGCCCUGCUGUCCUUUGGAGAGAGAAGGUGGGCCCCUCACUGAGAGAGGAAAGCUCCCUGUCUGGCUCCCAGUUCUGCAGCCCCCUUACCCCAAGGCUGGGGAUUCUAGACUCCUGCUUUACUAUAGCUCCUUCUCCUAUACCCCUUGGUCUGGGCUUCCAUGACGUCCUCAGGGUUCCCCCCCCCCCCACUCUCUGUUUCCUCUUCUUCCUUGCUAUUUCUAACCUCUGGUCCCAGUGCCUGGCAGCUCUUCGGAGCUGGCUCACAUUUCCCCCCCAAAAAGUUGAUCUCCCCCGAUGUGCUGUAGGUCGGGACACCCAUGGGUUCCCCAACCCCUGUCACUGACACCAGGGUCUCCCACCAGGGGGGCUAGCUGGCCUUGUCACCAGUUAGCCCCCCUGCAGCCUUAGUGAGUGAACCUGAGGGACCCUGGCCAGGCCAGGUCCCUGUGAGGUAUGGAGGGGGAGCUGAUGUCGAAACCCUGUCCCAGGACUUGGGUUCCCUGUUCUAAUACACCUCUCCCCGGAGGGCAGGGGUCCAGAUGGCAGGCUGGGCUCUGGUCACAAUGGUCAUUGUAGCUGUGGGUGGGCACAGCCAAACCCUCUCCUGGGAGGCACCUGUCCCACUGGGGACAGGAGCCCUGGUCCCUGGUGCUAAAUGCUCUCUUCCCCUUGGGCCAGUGUGGGUUAAAAGCUCCUUCCCAGCCAGAUCACAAGGGUCUGAAGCAAUAAUGGAACCUCAGCAGUGCCAGUAUGGGUAGGGGUUCUUGUUUUACCAGCUUUUACAUUUCCUUUUUAUUUUUAAAACAAGUGGACAAGCACCUAGAUACUGGAGUAAGGGGACUGGGGCAUCAUACCCACUUCCCAGGGCUGGUGGCAGGGAAGAGGGGUCGGGAUCAUCACCUCCCGCUGGAGAUGUGCUGGGUGGGGGGAACCCCUCAGUCCAGAUGGACUUUUCAGCCCAUUUGGCCAGAACUCGGGUCUGAAACCUGGGCCCGCCCCCUCCCCAGCUUCCGCUGGGCUCCCUGGUCUUGGGCCAGCUGGGGGUGAGCAGAGAGAUCAGCUGGGGCUAGAGCCUCAGCCUCCGACCUUGGCAUGUGCGGCCACAGCACCCCUUGCUGGGGGGUCCACAGUAGCAGAAUGGCUGUGCCAGGUGUGUGGACCCUUGAUGUCUGGGCCCCAAGUGCAUGGCAGAUGGCAGGAGGGUGAGGACACAAGUGCAGGGGAAUAAAGUCCGUACAACUGUCCCUUGGCCCAGCCUCUUCUUUACAUGUUGCCCGCCCUGACCACUGGCGGGAAAGACCCAGGCCAGAGCAAGGGAGCCCAGCAGCUCAGCGGUAGGCCGCAUGGGUCACUGUGCCCUAGAGCAGCUGCAGACCCCAUGUCUCUCCCUUGAGGGGGCCUGGGCUUUAGGAACACCCAGAGUCAGGAGCUGAGGCAAGAGCGGAGACAUGCCCCCCAAACCGGUGUUUGGUCCUGAGCUGGAUGCGGAAGGGGAUCAAAAGAGGAGAGGUCCUGGGGCUGCUGAUGCUGAGAUCCCCAAAGGCAGCGCCCGCAGGAGGCCAGGCCCCCUGCAGGACGGUUUUCCCCGAGCGCCUGGGCCUGUGGCCACUGGAGCCCCGGGACAGCCGGGGCCACUCCCACUCAUGUGCUCAGCCCUUGGCAGGCAAGGGCCGUCUGAAGGAGCCAGCUAUCAGAGAUGCUGACGUGGGCCCCGGGAAGACAAACGCUCAGAGGGAAGGCAGCUAGUGGCCUCCAAGGAGGGAGCAGACGGCUCUCCGUGGGGACCUCUGAGAAUUAAUUCGUUGUGCAGCCCCGCGAAGACAGCUGCGUAGACCGAGAGUGACCCAGAAGGAAAGCAGGGGAAUAGAAAGAGGAGGCCCCUGGCAAGGCAGCGGCACCCCAAGCCACCCACCAUGACGCUGGGCUUGGAGCAGGCGGAGGAGCAGCGUCUGUACCAGCAGACGCUCCUGCAGGACGGGCUCAAGGACAUGCUGGACCACGGCAAGUUCCUCGACUGUGUGGUGCGGGUGGGUGAGCGCGAGUUCCCGUGCCACCGCCUGGUGCUGGCCGCCUGCAGCCCCUACUUCCGGGCGCGCUUUCUGGCCGAGCCUGAGCGCGCGGGCGAGGUGCGCCUGGAGGAGGUGUCCCCGGACGUGGUGGCGCAGGUGCUGCACUACUUGUACACGUCGGAGAUCGCGCUGGACGAGGCGAGCGUGCAGGACUUGUUCGCCGCAGCGCACCGCUUCCAGAUCCCGUCCAUCUUCACCAUCUGCGUGUCCUUCCUACAGAAGCGCCUGUGUCUCGCCAACUGCCUGGCCGUCUUCCGCCUCGGCCUCCUGCUCGACUGCGCGCGCCUGGCCGUGGCCGCCCGCGACUUCAUCUGCGCGCGCUUCUCGCUCGUGGCGCGCGACGCCGACUUCCUCGGGCUCUCGGCCGACGAGCUCAUCGCCAUCAUCUCCAGUGACGGCCUCAACGUGGAGAAGGAGGAGGCCGUGUUCGAGGCGGUGAUGCGGUGGGCUGGCAGCGGCGACGCCAAGGCGCAGGAGGAGCGCCAGCGCGCGCUGCCCACGGUCUUCGAGAGCGUGCGCUGCCGCCUGCUGCCGCGGGCCUUCCUGGAGAGCCGCGUGGAGAAGCACCCUCUCGUGCGCGCCCAGCCCGAGCUGCUGCGCAAGGUGCAGAUGGUGAAGGACGCGCACGAGGGCCGCCUCACCGUGCUGCGCAAGAAGAAGAAGGACAAGGGGAAGGAGGCAGCCGGCGCCAAGGCUGCUGACAAGGGCACGGGCGAAGCCAAGGCAGGGGACGACGAGGAGGAGGCUGAACGCAUCAUCCCCGGGAUCCUCAAUGACACUCUGCGCUUUGGCAUGUUCCUGCAGGACCUCAUCUUCAUGCUCAGUGAGGAGGGGGCCGUGGCCUAUGACCCAGCGGCCAACGAGUGCUACUGUGCCUCGCUCUCCACCCAGAUCCCUAAGAAUCACGUCAGCCUCGUGACCAAGGAGAACCAGGUCUUUGUGGCUGGGGGCCUCUUCUACAACGAGGACAACAAAGAGGACCCCAUGAGUGCUUACUUCUUGCAGUUUGACCACCUGGACUCCGAGUGGCUGGGGAUGCCGCCGCUGCCCUCGCCGCGCUGCCUCUUCGGCCUGGGAGAGGCUCUCAACUCCAUCUACGUGGUCGGCGGCCGAGAGCUCAAGGACGGCGAGCGCAGCCUAGACUCGGUCAUGUGCUACGACCGGCAGUCGUUCAAAUGGGGCGAAUCGGAUCCGCUGCCUUAUGCCGUGUACGGCCACGCGGUGCUCUCCCACAUGGACCUGGUCUACGUCCUUGGCGGCAAAGGCAGCGACAGAAAGUGCCUGAAGAAGAUGUGUGUCUACGACCCUAAGAAGUUCGAGUGGACCGAGCUGGCCCCCAUGCAGACUGCACGCUCCCUCUUCGGGGCCACCAUCCACGAUGGCCGCAUUUUUGUAGCCGCCGGGGUCACAGACACGGGGCUGACCAGUUCAGCUGAAGUGUACAGCAUCGCGGACAACAAGUGGGCACCCUUUGAGGCCUUCCCACAGGAACGCAGCUCCCUCAGCCUGGUCAGCCUGGCGGGCACCCUGUAUGCCGUCGGUGGCUUUGCCACGCUGGAGACCGAGUCUGGAGAGUUGGUCCCCACAGAGCUCAACGACAUCUGGAGAUAUAAUGAGGACGAGAAGAAGUGGGAGGGCGUCCUGAGGGAGAUAGCCUACGCAGCCGGCGCCACCUUCCUACCCGUGCGGCUCAACGUGCUGCGCCUGACCAAGAUGUGACCAGCCCCGAGGGCCCGAACUAAGUACCCC